UUCACAUAUACCGACGACGAGAGAGGCGCGGGGCGCGGGGCGCGGGCUAGCGGCCCGUUGCGCGUGCGCCGCGAUUCACCGGUCACUCAGCGAGCGACAGCCAACUAGGCGGACACUUUAUCGUCCUUGCGUGCAAUUUGAAUACGCGAAUAAAUUAUUAUAAUACAGUCCAAGUCUUAUUACACCGAAGUCCCGUUAGGGCUCCUUCAUUUUCUGGCCCUUCGAAGCGAAAAACCUGCAUACUUCCGUCGCAUUACAAAUGCAACGCAACGGUCAUUGACGUCGCGUGGUUUACAUUGACCGCGCCCAAGGACAAAGGACAAGAAGUCGUCUCCGUCAUCUACGUGGCAGCCUUUGUCGUCUGAAGAAGCUGAUGUCAGGGAGUAUAAUUCUGUAUUUGAGUGAGUCCAUCCAAUUACUUAUUUCCAACUUUCCCUAUUGAAAACUUCUUUUUGCUGAAAUUUUUAUUUUUUAAAUAUUUCUCCAUAAUUAAUCUUCUAGUUAUUCAAGUAAUAUAUUGCUUAAUUACUUCAUUGAUGCAUUAUUUAAUUAUUUCAUAACAAAAAGUACGCACGCACUUGACACGUGUUAACCUUGAAACCGGUCAAGUCUUAUCGCUUUGAAUAGAACCCGUUCGUCUACGCAAACAGGUGCUGCAUUUUUUAUAUCCAUUCAUUACGAUUCCUUUGUUUAAUUUUAUUUUUUAUGACUCUUUUUUUGUUUCACAUUGCAACAUAAAAACUUUAAGAUGUCUGAUAAUUUAAAAACCCUUAUUAAAAAACGUAGUUCAAUAAAGUCUAAAUUAACAAUAUUUAAUAAUUAUUUAAUGUUAAUAAAAAGCAGUCCCGAAUUAUCAGAGUUACAACGUCUUGACCUCAUGGAACGUUUUCGUAAAUUUGAAAAUUUAUAUAAUGAAUUUGAUGACCUGCAGAAUACGAUUGAACUACUUUCCGAGGAUGCCGAGUCUACGUUUACUGAGCGUGAGGACUUCGACCGUCAGUAUUUCAAUCUGGUGGCACUCACGCGCAGCCUGCUCGGUGCUUCGUCCAACGGUACUGGAUCUGAGGCGGGCUUCAAAGAUGCUGACUCAGGUGCACAUAUUUCCAAUUCAAGGAAUUUUAUUCGUUUGCCUAAAAUAGAUUUACCGCAUUUCGACGGGACCUAUCAAUGCUGGCUAGAAUUUCGCGAUACUUUUACAUCUUUAAUUCACAACAAUACUACCAUUAAUGAUAUCAAUAAAUUCCAUUACCUUCGAGCUUCACUCCAGGGUAAUGCAGCUUUAAUUAUUAAAAAUAUUGAUUUUAAAGGGGAUCAUUACAAUAUUGCAUGGGAUCUUUUAUGCGAACGAUACAAUAAUAAUCGCAUUCUCGUCAAUAACCACAUACAGGCCCUUUUUGAUGUCGAGUCAAUAACAAAUGAGUCUAGUGUUUCAAUUAGAAAUCUAGUUGAUACGAUCAAUAAAAAUGUUAGGGCAUUAACAACAUUAAAUCAGCCCACUCAAUAUUGGGAUACUUUACUCAUUUAUAUAAUGUCUAAAAAAUUAGAUUUAAAAACUAGUCGUGAUUGGGAAGAACAUAGAAACAAUACUUUAAAAGAUGAUCCCACUCUAGCACAAUUUUGUUCUUUUUUAAACAAAAAGGCAGAUUGGUUGGAAUCCGUCGAAUCAAAUAUUAAUCUUUCUCAAAAUAAUAUUAUUGUUGCUUUAAAUAAUAAUCAUUCAAAUAAAUUUGUUCCAGAUAAAACUACUCAAAUACCAAAAAAAUCUAAUAAUAAUUUUAAUAAAUGUCCGCUUUGCUCCCAAGCACAUGCUUUAUACAAAUGUGAUUCAUUUCGAAGUUUAUCUAUUGAAAGUCGCAUACAAAAGGCAAAUGAUUAUAAUGUUUGUCUUAAUUGCUUACGGUUAGGCCAUUCUGCUAAGCAAUGCAAACUAUCACAUUGCAAAUAUUGUAAAAUAAAACAUAAUACGCUUUUGCAUUUAAAUUCGAAUGACUUCAAAACUGUCAAUUCAUUGCUUUCUUCUUUGCACCUUGCUACGUCAAAUGUUGCACUUCCGGCCAAUUGCUUGCAGCUUGCUACUUCUGCGCAUGUAUUACUGUCCACAGCUCUGGUGAACGUGAUCGGCGCGUCGGGUAAAAAGUACACUGCACGUCUACUGCUGGACAACGGUAGCACGGCCAACUUUGUUACGCAGACAUUCUUCGAGAAACUGGGUUUGUUACGACGCGGUACUAGCACCAGGGUAACAGAUGCAUCGGAAAAGGCGUACGGGGCAUGUCUGUAUAUUCGAUCAAGUAGUGAUAAUGGCUCUACAAAUGUACAGCUUCUAGUCUCUAGAAACCGAAUAGCGCCUGUCAAACCGACGACCAUACCGAGGCUUGAACUUUGCGGAGCUUUGUUAGGUGCAAGGCUGUGUACUAAGGUUCAGGAAUCGCUUACCAUACCCAUUCAUAGAUGUAGCUUUUGGUGUGACUCUACCAUAGUUCUAGGAUGGCUUUCAACUCCUUCUAAUCAAUUAAAACCUUUUGUUAAAAACAGAGUCAAUGAGAUUUUGGAAAUCACAUCUGGUCACUCCUGGAGCUACGUACCGUCGAAGGACAACCCGGCGGAUCUUGUUUCCCGUGGCCUCAGUGCCGACGUAAUAAACGAUACACCUCUGUGGUGGUCCGGUCCUUCUUUUUUACUUCAUGGUAAAAAGGAGUGGCCGAAAAUGCCAAACACAGAGAAACACGAUUUGCCGGAAGUAGUUACUCAUUUCAUUAGUAAUUGUCGCAAUCAUUCAUACGUUUAUCAUUCAGACGCAAUCACGCAUUCAUCAAUCAUUAAUUGCUUAUUAGAAAAAUAUUCUAGCCUAAAUAAAAUUUACAAAAUAUUUACAUAUAUACAAAGAUUUAUUUAUAACUUAAAACAUAAAAAUAAAAUGCAUGGCAAUCUUUCUGCAAAAGAAAUACAAAAUUCAAUAAAUACUAUUAUACAUCAUUGUCAACUUGAAAUGUUUCCUGAAGAGUAUAAUCUUUUAAAAUCUGGUCAGAAAUUGCCACGCAAAAGUAGAUUGCUUCCUUUGACUCCAUUCAUUGACAAUCAUAAUCUCAUUCGCGUGGGCGGGAGGCUUGACAACUCCCCCUACGAUUUUAACAUAAAACAUCCCAUUGUAAUUUGUAGUAAGCAUAUUUUUACUAAACUUUUAUUUCAUAUGCAACAUUUAAAACUUUUACAUGCCGGCCCACAAUUAUUAUUGUCACAUAUAAGACAAAGUUAUUGGCCUCUAGGUGGCAGAAACUUAUCUAGUCUUAUCGUAAAUAAAUGCCUCACAUGUUUCAAAAAUAGAGCACAAAAUGUACAGCCUCUAAUGGGUCAUUUACCUAGUGCUCGAACUAAUCUGGAAUUUCCAUUUCUCAACUGUUAUGUAGAUUACGCGGGGCCAGUAUUGAUAGCCGAUCGUAAAGGCCGCGGUUGCAAACUUAUAAAAUCUUAUAUGUGCAUCUUUGUUUGCUCAGCAGUAAAAGCAGUGCACUUGGAGCUCGUCUCUGAUCUUAGCACUGAUGCUUAUAUGGCCGCGCUACAUCGUUUCAUAGCGCGUCGAGGCAAACCGCGGACGAUAACAUCUGAUAACGGCACGAAUUUCGUAGGCGCAUCCAACGAAAUACAGAAAUUUAUUCAAUCAUCGAAUGUUGCGUGUGAGAUAGCACAAGAGGGUAUCGAUUUCAUUUUCACACCUGCUUAUAGUCCUCAUUUCAACUCUUUAGCGGAAGCAGCAGUCAAAUCAUGCAAGCAUCAUUUAAAAAGAUUACUUUCUCUAACCCAUUUCACAUUUGAGGAGAUGACUACGUGUCUCACUCAAAUAGAAGCGAUUCUAAAUUCGCGUCCUCUAACACCUCUCUCUUCAGACCCUAAUGAUUUUUCGGCACUAACUCCUUCUCAUUUUCUAAUUGGACGACCACUCUUAUCAGUACCAUGCUCUCGGGUGACUGAAGCCGACAUCACUCGACUGGACCGAUGGAGGAGAAUCCAGUACAUACGACAUCACUUCUGGAGCCGCUUCCAUAAUGAGUACACUUCUUUGCUACAGGCCAAAUCCAAAUGGUUUAGUUCCAGAGGGGAGGUGAAACCAGGGUCUUUAGUCCUAAUCAAGGACAAAACAACACCACCGCUGCUCUGGUCCCUGGGUCGGGUCACACAGACCUUUCCCGGCGUAGACGGAGUCACGCGGGUGGCAGAAAUCAAAACGAAGAGAGGAACAAUUCGUCGCGCUUUCAAUAACAUCUGCCCCCUUCCUGAUCAAGAUUGAAGAGCACUCUUCAACCCGGGGAGUAUGUCGGCGCUUCACAUAUACCGACGACGAGAGAGGCGCGGGGCGCGGGGCGCGGGCUAGCGGCCCGUUGCGCGUGCGCCGCGAUUCACCGGUCACUCAGCGAGCGACAGCCAACUAGGCGGACACUUUAUCGUCCUUGCGUGCAAUUUGAAUACGCGAAUAAAUUAUUAUAAUACA
This is a messenger RNA of Nymphalis io (European peacock), 4486 nucleotides long. RefSeq lists its product as uncharacterized. Lineage: Eukaryota; Metazoa; Arthropoda; Insecta; Lepidoptera; Nymphalidae. The transcript has 2 exons. The record is from RefSeq and is a predicted model, not a curated record. Gene Ontology annotation, biological process: DNA integration. Gene Ontology annotation, molecular function: nucleic acid binding. Bases 749 to 4285 code for a protein of 1178 amino acids.